Phacochoerus africanus (Common warthog) is the source of this 5982-nucleotide messenger RNA. It is a transcript of the gene DPY19L3, whose product is annotated as dpy-19 like C-mannosyltransferase 3. Lineage: Eukaryota; Metazoa; Chordata; Mammalia; Artiodactyla; Suidae. Bases 263 to 2413 code for a protein of 716 amino acids. The record is from RefSeq and is a predicted model, not a curated record. Gene Ontology annotation, cellular component: nuclear inner membrane. Gene Ontology annotation, molecular function: mannosyltransferase activity. The transcript is spliced from 19 exons.
AGCGGCCCAGCCUCCCUGGCGCGCCCCCUCCCCGGGGCGGCUGACUCCCCCCAGCCCCCCAUUUCCAGGGUGCUGCACAAAGCGCCGAGACUUACCGGGUUCUGGCUGUCCGCCGCGGUGCUUUGCAGGCGCUGGUGUGGCCCCGCCCCCUUGGCCCUCGGCGUCCCCAACUGGCCUGCCUCCUUCCCUGUCCGGAGACGCGCGAGGACGGCCGAAGCCGCAGGCGUGGUUGGAAGAACAAUGCAUGUGAGUCUUUGACGCCAUGAUAUCCAUCAGGCAAAGAAAAGGAAUAAAGACCACAGAAGUUUCUGAGGAUUGUGCGGCACAAGAAGAGAAUGUGAAGUUGGAAAAUAAAUUGCCAUCUAGUUGUACAAAUAGAAGAUUAUGGAAGAUUCUGUCCUUUACAAUUGGUGGAACUGUUGCCCUUUGCAUUGGACUUCUCACAUCUGUCUACCUGGCCACUUUGCAUGAGAACGAUUUAUGGUUUUCUAAUAUUAAGGAAGUGGAGCGAGAAAUCUCAUUCAGAACAGAAUGUGGACUGUAUUACUCCUACUACAAGCAGAUGUUGCAGGCUCCAACUCUCAUGCAAGGUUUUCAUGGCUUAAUAUAUGAUAACAAAACCGAAUCUAUGAGGACAAUUAACCUCCUUCAACGAAUGAAUAUUUACCAAGAGGUUUUUCUCGGUAUUUUAUAUAGAGUUCUACCCAUACAGAAAUAUUUAGAGCCAGUUUAUUUUUAUAUUUACACCUUAUUUGGACUCCAAGCAAUCUAUGUCACAGCUCUUUAUAUAACCAGCUGGCUCCUGAGUGGUACGUGGCUAUCAGGACUAUUAGCAGCUUUCUGGUAUGUCACCAAUAGAAUAGAUACCACAAGGGUUGAAUUUACCAUCCCACUGAGAGAGAAUUGGGCGCUGCCAUUCUUUGCAAUUCAGAUAGCAGCAAUUACCUAUUUCCUGAGGCCAAACUUGCAGCCUCUUUCUCAAAGGCUGACACUUCUUGCCAUUUUCACAUCAACUUUUCUCUUUAGUCUGACAUGGCAGUUUAAUCAGUUUAUGAUGCUGAUGCAGGCAUUAGUGCUGUUCACACUGGAUUCCUUGGACAUGCUGCCAGCAGUAAAGGUGACAUGGCUCUAUGGUAUACAGCUAACAGGUUUGCUCCUGGUCUGCAUUCUUCAAUUUUUUAAUUCCAUGAUUCUUGGAUCAUUGCUUAUCAGUUUCAACCUAUCGGUAUUAAUUGCAAGAAAAAUUCAGAAAAAUCUGAAAACUGGAAGCUUCCUUAAUAGGCUUGGAAAACUGUUGUUACAUUUAUUUGUGGUUUUAUGUUUGACACUUUUUCUCAACAACAUUAUUAAGAGAAUUCUUAACCUCAAGUCAGAUGAACACAUAUUUAAAUUUCUGAAGGCAAAAUUUGGGUUUGGAGCAACAAGAGAUUUUGAUGCAAACCUCUAUCUGUGUGAAGAAGCAUUUGGCCUUCUGCCUCUUAAUACAUUUGAAAGGCUUUCCGAUACUCUGCUUUUUUAUGCUUAUAUAUUUGUUCUGUCCAUCACGGUGAUUGCAGCAUUAGCUGUUGCCUUCCGUAAUCUCAGUGAUUCUACAAAUCAGCAAUCCAUGGGUAAAAUGGGAAAGUCCUCAAUCGGCCUGAAACCAGAAACUGCCUACAACUUAAUACAUACCAUUCUGUUUGGAUUCUUGGCAUUGAGUACCAUGAGAAUGAAGUACCUCUGGACAUCACACAUGUGUGUCUUUGCAUCAUUUGGCUUAUGCAGCCCUGAAAUAUGGGAGUUACUUCUGAAGUUGAUCCAUCUUUAUAACCCAAAGAGGAUAUGUAUAAUGCGAUAUUCAAUACCGAUACUAAUACUGCUGUAUCUGUGCUAUAAGUUCUGGCCAGGAAUGAUGGAUGAACUCUCCGAGUUGAGAGAAUUCUAUGAUCCAGAUACAGUGGAGCUGAUGAACUGGAUUAACUCUAACACGCCAAGAAAGGCUGUGUUUGCCGGGAGCAUGCAGUUGCUGGCCGGCGUCAAGCUGUGCACGGGAAGGACCUUAACCAACCACCCGCACUACGAGGACAACAGCCUGAGAGAGCGAACCAGAGCGGUUUAUCAGAUAUACGCAAAGAGGCCUCCAGAGGAAGUACACGCCCUCCUAAGGUCCUUUGGCACCGACUACGUGAUCCUGGAAGACAGCAUCUGCUACGAGCGCAGGCACCGCAGGGGCUGCCGGUUGCGGGACCUGCUGGACGUCGCCAACGGCCACAUGAUGGAUGGCCCAGGAGAGAAUGACCCAGAUUUGAAACUUGCAGGCCACCCUCGCUUCUGCGAAGAGAUAAAAAGAAACCUGCCUCCCUACACAGCAUACUUCACUAGAGUGUUUCAGAACAAAACAUUCCAUGUUUACAAGCUAUCCAGAAACAAGUAACAGAGCUUCCCAUCCAAUUUCUAUUUUUGAUACGUGAAACUCUAUCGUAAUGAAACUCGCUAGAUAGCGUUUCAUUUGUAAUUAGAUAGCCCGUACCUUAAAGCUGUGAUAUGAUGAAGUCUACAAAUGUUUACACAAGUGUGACCAUCUUUGAAAGUAGCUUAUACAGACGUACGUCUUUUUUUUGUCUUGUUGCAUUAAUGUUCUCUGGCUUAAGUGUGUUUAACUUUCUUUCGAAAGCGAUCUAGAAUUUUGUUGUGGGAAGGACAGUAAGUGUCCCACACGUAACCUGAACAGCUGCCUAUCAUGUUGGAAAUCCAGAGCCUGUUCAGGAUUGGAAAUACUUCUGAUUUUUAAUUGACUUAAGAUAGCUGUAGUUAGAUCGAAUUGAGGGGCUGCAUCAUCAAACUAUUUAAUAUUAUUUCACUAGGGAAGACCAACUGGUGGCUUUUUAAAAAGCUCUUUAUUGUCCUGUUUCGCCUAAAAAUUUUAUAAUCUUUCCCGACCAUCAUGCUUUUAAUAAUUUGAAAAAAAAAAUCAUGUUAGGUCUUUGUAUGUAUCUAAAACUUUUUGGUUGUGUUCUGUCUGAAAUGCAGUGUGUAGCAUGUCAGUAGUAUGUGUCUGUGUGUGUGUGAGUGUGUGUACACGUGCAUGUGCAUGCAUGUUUCAAUGCUGGACACAGAAGAGUGUUACAAGGUCCAGAUUGUAAGUCCUUAAAGCAGCAGAGUGUAGAAUGUGUUACUGUUUAGUGUCUUUAUUUUAAAACCUGUUGAUACUAUUUAACCUAUCCUGCAUCAAGAGAAUUUUUCUUUAUUUCUUACUCAUUCAAAUUUACUGAGUUUGCAAAGUUUUGUAAACUUUUUGUUUUUAGCCUUUGUAUUUUUUACAGCCUAGAACUUGCAGAGUCUUACUACUAUUUUUUAAAUGUUGUAUCUUAACUAACUCACUAAUACAAUAUUUUUGGCAGAGAGCAUUUUCAUACCAAGUUUGAUAUGUGGUCUCCAAUCUUACCGUGAGGGCCCUGGUGUGUUAUUCUUUUUCUUACUCAAAGGUAACCAAGUGCCUCUAAGUCAUUGCUUAUUUAUAAACAGCAAAGAGGAUUAUGUGCACCUUGUACCUGCUCAAAAAAAUUUUAUAAUUGCUUUUAUAAUUAAUUUCUAAUGAUGGGGCCAUGUAAAAGUUGCUGAUAAAAGCAUCUUGUGUAUUUAAUUGAAUCAAGAUGGCUAAUGAAAUUAACUUUCACCUCUGUUGGUGCCAUUUGAAAAUGACUUACCUGUUUCUCCUUGCAGUUACACUGAAGUAAGUUACUGUAGGCCCAAAGAUGGGUAUGUAUCAUGUCAAAUGAUUUUAUAUUCAGCUAUUACUUAUUAAGUAGAACUCUGAAAGAACUUUUACACUGUUGUGUUGGAUUCAAGGCUACUUGGCUUUUAUUGAAACUUAUUAAAUAAAAGAUUCACAGUAGCUAGGUUAUUAAAUUGCAGCUGAAACUCCUGAAUUAUAUUUUUCUUAUAUCCCUUAAUAAGGUUGGAGACCACUGCAGUUUAGGAUAAUACAGUAGUAAAACAUUUUAAUCAGCGCUCAACCUUUAAUUAAGCCAGUAAUGAUGCAUGCCUGUUGUAGCUGACAGCACGAGUCAGCCCAUCCCUCAGUGAGUGCCUUACUCUAACUGAAACCAAGCACAUGUAAGGUACAACAUGUUAGACCAUCUAGUUAUGUUUUUAAAACCGUCUAUUCUCAGAUAUAUUUCAAUUUAUUUUAAAUAUACCUAUAUGCAUUAAUCUGAGGGUUUGGGUAUUUGGAGUUUCAAUAUACAAGAAACAUACGUAAAUUUUUAUGCUCAUCAUCACUGCAUUAAUGGCAUCACAGUAAUCAUUUUUUCAUAGUUUAGGUACCAUAUGUUGCCAAAACAUCGUGUCCCGUCGUGGGUGUAAAAUACAAAGUGCCAAAAAAAUCUUGCAAGAUAGAAUCCAUGCAUACACUCUUUCCAAAACACUGUGACCGUGUAUGGUAGGCAUUGUUAUUUCCUAAUGACCAAAUCUCUUAGCGAAUGAUGUUAAAUAUUUUUUGUGUGCGUCAGUAUUCUCCUUUAUGACCUUCUAAUAAGUGGAGUAUGAAGGAAAGAGAGGAAAAGCAACUGACCUCUGGCUCUCUGCCAAGCCAAAGCAAGUGACCUGCGGCCUCAGCUGCCUGCCGCACGGACCUCAGUGGCUGUGCUAGUAUUUGGUGAGAGCCGCCAAUGAUGGCUGUAUUUUGUGGGCAGAAAAACGACUUGAUUUUGCUUCAGCAUUAGCAUUCAGAAGCACCUCUAAGUACAACAAGUGCUCUUAAUUAACCUUUAUUUACACGACUCACAGCGUCCCUCCCAUCAGCCAGCCUUCCCAGGCUGCUCCCUGACAUUCCCACACACCUCUGUCCCUCCCUUGAGUUCUCUGCUCACACCAGACUUCUCUGCUCAUGCCCUGCUUCCUGUUGUCAAUACACAAUUCAACAGAAACCCUGGACAUUUGGGCCUCAAAAGAAAGGGUCAUUCCUGCGAAAAUUACCUUGAAUGCUUUGGUAAAAUCUGAUAAAGGUUGCUGCUGAUAUAAAACUGCUUUUAAAUUAGGUGUGCUUAGGAAGAUUGUAAAAUAUUGGGAGAACAUAAAAUUCAAGAAAAUUUCUGAACUUAGAUUGCUUCACAGAUUUAAGUACUCAUUUCACCUUUUAAAAAAUCUAGACUGAUCAUAAGGUAUUCCAAUGUAUGUGUAAUGUAGUGUAUGUACCACAUCAUAUUAUUGGUAUGACUUAUGCAAGAAUAGAACUGCAGUCAUUAGACCCUUAUGCAAAGGAAAAGCUUUAUAUCAAACAUGAGCAGAUGAAUGUACAUUUGAAGUUAGGAUUCCCCACUUUACUUCCUUAAAUGACCACCUACUGGUACUGAUCACAGUGGCUAAUAGAGACUGUCCUAGAGUUAGAAGGUUCCAAUCGCUUUAUUACAGACCUAAAAAAUAGGGAUUUAUUUAAGAUGUAUUAGCCAGGAGCAUAAUUAGGUAUUAUUUAGGCCAUUUGUUUGUCCAUUUAAAGAUGAUUUUCUUGACCUUUGUGAGAUCAACUAGAUAAGUGUGUGUGUGUGUGUGUGUGUGUUGGGUGAGUGUUGUUAGCAAGGACACAGGUAGAUAUUUCAUCUGGUCUGCAUCUUUACAAUUAACUAAAAAUGUUUUUUUCUGAUUUUCCACAUGAUCCUUGUACCAAUUUUAGCUCACCUUUGGCCCAAACCUAUCAGAAUUAACCAAAAUACUCCAUUUUUAAAUUUUCAUUUAAACCUUGGAAUUAAUAGGAAGGGAAAAUGUUCUCAGAUCAUAUAUCUUGGCCAGUAUACUCCCAGAUCCUUUAUGUAUGACAAGCUUUUGGCCUAGAAGAGAGUGCUUAUCUGUUCAUGGAAGAAAGCUUUUGAGAUGAGAGAGUGGCUUAUACUUUCUUGCAGCAAUUGAUUUUCUGUCCUUACCAUCUUAUGGAUCUUACAAAGAACCUUUAUAAUUUGUUGUACUAAACUGUAUGAUUAUGUACUAAAUAAAGCUCUUUUAAGUUAA